Molecule: messenger RNA, 690 nt
Organism: Verticillium alfalfae VaMs.102
Lineage: Eukaryota; Fungi; Ascomycota; Sordariomycetes; Glomerellales; Plectosphaerellaceae
Exons: 3
Coding region: 1-690 (229 amino acids)
Source: RefSeq, a predicted model, not a curated record
AUGUUGGUAUCGACAGCUCGCUUGGUACCGCGGUUCAAAAGCGCCGUGAGGUUCGUCCGCGCCGUCUCAACACUGCCGACGAACCCGCAUAUCAAAGUCUUCCCAGCAGAUGCCUCGAGGGCCUCCUUCCUCCUCAGCUUUCUCGAUAGCCAGCCUCCGAACCCCAGGUUAGCCAUCGGCUUUGCGACCCAAGAUCCCCCAACGCCGCAAUCCUUCACGGAGAACCAAUCUUUCCUCAACAUAAUGUACGAAGUUCUCGCCGAACAUGCACCGCAGGACGAGGAGCUUCUUGCUCAGGCCCGUGCCUUUGCAGGGCCUGGUGGUGGCAGCCUUGGGGCUGGUGGCAUAUUCGGUGCCCAGCAGCAGCAUAGGAGAGGCAACAGGAAGCCGAGCGAGACGGCAGGUGCCGGCGGUGCGAGUGGACAAGGAGGAGCAGGCGGUGGUGGACGGGGUGGGUAUAUUCACCUCAGCGACUCGAGGAACCCGCCCGAUUUUGGACGCAUUGCCUGGCCUGAGGACAUCAUUGGCAGCCUAGAGGUUGAUCCCGAGGGCAACAUCAUUGGAAAUCUUCAGUCGAGUGGAACGUAUCGCAUGCUGACGAACGAGGGAGCUCUUGGCUUGAGUUCCUUUCUCCGCGGGAAGCUGCUCGAACGCUUGAGGGCCGAGGAGAACAAGGAUAGAAAUACCUGA